AUGCCAGAAAGAUUUGCCUGCACAAUUGUCUCUGACGGUGUCCGUGUAACGAUUUCAAAGAGCCCAGUUCCUUUACAGCCUCCAGGCAGAACAGAGAAUGCCCCAGUGCCUUAUCUGCCAGGAGCCAUCUGUCUCACCCCCAGAGAGGUCUUCACCAACAGAUCAAUAAAGGAAACGCGUCAGCUGGGUGGCAGUGGUUGGGAAGAAGAGGUGAACAAGCUCAGCACGGUCUGUGGAGGUGUCGGCCUCGCUCCCCACGGCCUUCUCUGUUUCAGACUUGACAAAAUGUCUUUCUUCUCAUCAUGGAUGAAAGCUAUUUUCAUCAUUGUCUUACUAUUUCCUCUACAUUCUGAAACUUCUUUUUCAAGACCAAACACAGUUCAAAGAAUAGGACCGGACUGUGACGUGUUUAAAGAUCGAUUAAAUUUAUGCACCAGAGAAAGGAAUCCAAUCUGUGCAACCAAUUGCCGAACUUAUUCCAAUCCAUGCGUUUUCUGCAGUGCAAAGAUUGAAUCUGGUGGAAAAUUUGGUUUUCGUCGUUAUGGUAUAUGCUGACUUUACCCGAGCUACACAUUCCUAUGCCUUUUAUUGCAGUCCCAUUUUGCGGUAGUUUCUACAAGCAAGUAGAGUCUUCUCAGCAGAGCUUUAAAUUCCUAGAUGACCUCGUAAAGCCAUUUGUGGUAUAAAGAUUGGAAUAUAAGAUGUUGAAUAAUUUUUCCAAAUCUAAGAAUCUGUCACUGAAAGAUUUUUAUCCUCUAUGUUGAAUUAUGAAUGGCAUUUGAAAAACUAUCUUAAAUAUUAUUAUAUAAUAUAAAGCCUAAUGUAGUUUACAAUGGUAAAUAUUUCAAUCAAUAGAAGUUAAAUAAUAGUAUCUUUCUUAAAAUACCAUUUCUUUCUUUGGUUGGUUAGUGGGUUAGGCACACUAAUACUUUUGAUAACUAUAUUAAGGAAAUAUUUUCAAAAGUGAACACAUAAUAUAUUACUUCGAUGUUUAUUAACAGUACAGACACUUGGGCUCUUCUUUAUCCUAAAGAAUCAAAACCUCUAGGAGAGAGAUCUGGGAGCUUGACUUCUAACAAGUACUCUAGGUCGAUCUAUGAUCCCAAAUGUUAGCAAUAUGGACUUCAAUUCUAAAAUAUAGGACAUGCAUAUAAUUGAAUGAAUUGCAGAACAUGUUCAAAGUUAUUGUAAGGCAUCUGAUGUUUGGAAGAACAAGUUAUAUUACUUUCUUUAUCUCUCACAAAUCAGUCCAAAGACAGGUUGGUAACCCUGGGGUGCCAGAAAACUCUGCCUUCUUCAAUCUAGGAUUUUCAUUAGUGGUCCGAGUCUCAAGCUUUUCCAUUUCUCUCCACCUCUCAGGCAAGGAGAAGCCAGCUGUUUUUGGGUGGCCAAAUACUCCUUUAAAGCUUGAUUUUAAUGGCAGUAAUGUAGAUUGACUACUGGAAGAGAAGUAUCAAUCUGCUCCAUAUAUGAUAUCAGGCCUGCUCUUCUUUUCACUAAACAUCUUCUACAGUAAAAGGGUGAUUCUUGUGGGAGGUGCUCAUUCAUUUGCAUUCUUUAGUAUUAAUUCUUAAUGAAAACAUUUAGAAGAAUGUACAUUUUUAGAGCCACAUGAUGAAAAUGCAUUCACUUUCAUGCCCGUUUUCAUUACAGAGAACCCAUAUAGAACACCUUAUUCAGUGAAUGCUGACAAAUUAAUACAUAUGUGCUUUUUACUUUUUUGAAGUUGAUUUUAAUUUUUUUCUUUUUACUGAUAUGUGUCAUAAAAUGAACAAAAAACCCUACUAUGCAUUGAGCCCUGUAUUCUGAUAGGGAAAAGUUGGUCAGCAAAAGGAAAUAUUGUAACUGUCCUCUAGGGACGAUCAGUGUAUGGUGUAAGUUCGUAUCCAUUCGUGAAUGGGGAUCCACCUCACUGCACGACUAUUUCCACACAAGCUUUGUGAGUCAGCCUCCCACAUCCCAAGUGUUAUGGAACUUCGUUCUUAGAAGAAUCUUGCUGGAUAAACAUCUGCUCCAAAUUUCAGCUAUAAUGAAAGUGAGACACAGGAAAGUUAACAAUAUUUAAAAUCUGACACUUGAUAAGAAAAUAUGUGUUUAUAUUUGAGAUAAAAUUAAUAAAACAAAAUUUGUCAGUUUAAAGCAGACAAUUCUGUAUUUUUUAGCAAAUAUUUCUUCACAAUGUUGUACAACCAUCACCACUAUCUAAUUUCAGAACAUUUCCAUCCUCUCACAUUUGAAAAACAAAAAUCAAACAAAAGACCACUACUUCCCAAUUCCCCAUCAACCCCUGGCCACCACUAAACUACUUCUUUCCUCUGUCGAUUUGCCUAUUGUGGGCAUUUCAUAGAAAUGGAAUCAUAGGAUAUGUGUAUGUCUUUCACAUGAAAUGAAUUAUAUGUAGAUAUAGAUAAGUAUAGAUCUAUAUCUAUGGUUUUUGGUCUUUUGUGAACAACUUCUUUCAUGUAGCUCAAGGUUUUCAAGGUUCAUCCCUGUUGUAGCACGUACGAGUACUUCUUUCCUUUAUAUGACUGAGUAAUAUUCCAAUGUAUGGAUAUACCACCUUUGUUUAUCUGUUUAUCAGCUGAUAGAUAUUUGGAUUGCAUCUACUUAUUGGCUAUUAUGAAUAAUGCAGCUGUGAACAUUCUUGUACCAGUUUUUCUGUGACCAUAUAUUUCCAUUUCUCAUGGAUAAAUGUCCAGCAGUGGAAAUUUGUAUGGUAACUCUACCUUUAACUUUUUUUGAGGAGAUGCCAAAAUGCUUUCCACAAUGAGUGUACCAUCUUAAAUUUCCACCAGGACUGUAUGAGGGUUCCAGUUUCUCCAUAUUUUCACCCAAAUUCAGAAGUUGUCAUAUUAAAAGAUUAUAUUCACCCUAGAGGGUGUGAACUAGUACUCCACUGUCGUUUGCUUUACAUUCCCCUUAUGAUGAACAAUGUUUCACACAUUUUCAUGUGCUUCUUGGCCAUUUCUAUAUCUUCUCUGGGGAAACGACUAUUUAAAUCCUUUGCCCAUUUUUAAACUAU
Messenger RNA from Equus caballus (horse), 3022 nucleotides. RefSeq names its product sperm-associated acrosin inhibitor. The record is from RefSeq and is a predicted model, not a curated record. Lineage: Eukaryota; Metazoa; Chordata; Mammalia; Perissodactyla; Equidae. Gene Ontology annotation, molecular function: protein binding.